Messenger RNA from Ylistrum balloti, 1698 nucleotides. RefSeq names its product histidine-rich glycoprotein-like. Gene Ontology annotation, molecular function: superoxide dismutase activity; copper ion binding. The transcript is spliced from 6 exons. Gene Ontology annotation, biological process: removal of superoxide radicals. Bases 1 to 1698 code for a protein of 565 amino acids. The record is from RefSeq and is a predicted model, not a curated record. NCBI's taxonomy places the organism in Eukaryota, Metazoa, Mollusca, Bivalvia, Pectinida, Pectinidae.
AUGAGACUACUGUGGAUUCUAGCCCUGGUGGCGUUGCUGUCGGCCAAUCUGAAUGAUGCCAGACGAGUGUCUAAAAGACGUCGAAGAAGCGUUGCUAUUGUGGAUGAGGUAGCAGAUCUGAAACAUAAGGUGGAAGAGUUAUCUAAGAAAGUCCACCAACUGGAAGAGGCAGGUCAUGGUGUUCACAUCCACAUUGGAAAUGACUAUCAGGAUAAGAGUCACAAUGGCCACCAAAGCAACGGGGGUCACCAUGACUCUCAAGUCGUCGUCGUUGAUGACCACCACGACGACGAUCAUCACGGAGAUGACCACCAUGACUCUCCAGCCGUCGUCGUUGAUGACCACCACGACGACGAUCAUCACGGAGAUGACCACCAUGACUCUCCAGCCGUCGUCGUUGAUGACCACCACGACGACGAUCAUCACGGAGAUGACCACCAUGACUCUCCAGCCGUCGUCGUUGAUGACCACCACGACGACGAUCAUCACGGAGAGGUUCACCACGACGACGAUCACCACGGCGAGGAUCACUCAGGAGAUGACCACCAUGAAUCUCCAGUCGCCGUCGUUGAUGACCACCACGACGACGAUCAUCACGGAGAUGACAACCACAAUGAUGAUCAUUCUGGAGACGGGGAUCACGGACAAGAUAACGAACACCAUGACGAUGAUCACCAUGACGAUGAUCACCAUGACAAAGAUAAUUCCAAACAUUACAAAAAUGCAGAACAUAUCUACCUCAACAUGAAACUCUCAGGCGGAUGCUGCAAAAAGCAUAAACCAGAAGUACCCGCUAAGAAAAUAAUCCAUGCUCACUGCGAGAUGAUGCCCAAUAAAAAAACACCAGAUCUAGCCUACAGAAUUAGGGGUCACGUCGAGUUAACUCAGGAGCCCGAUCACGAGGACGUUAAAAUCAUUUACGACCUCAAGAAUCUGAAGCCCCAUCAACCACACGGUGUGCAUAUACACGAAAUAGGCGACAUGACGAAUGGCUGUAAUUCUCUCGGAGGUCCCUACACCCCUACCAAAGGCCAUAUUGAAGCUGGUAAUAGGGACAGUCACGCCGGCGAUCUCGGUAAUAUUGAAGGGGAUGACCAUACCCUGUAUAAACACACCGGUACUGUCCAUGCUGAUUUACUUGAUCUGAUCGGCCGUUCUAUUGCCAUUAAUUCCGGCGCUGAUGACAGCCAUGGUAGCCACGGAGGUCCAAUAGCGUGCUGCGUCAUCGGGCGAAGUCUCACUGAUCAUCACGACGAUGACCAUCACGACGAUGACCAUCACGACGAUGAUCACCACAACGAUGACGAUCACCACAACGAUGACGAUCAUCACAACGAUGACGAUCAUCACAACGACGAUGAUCAUCACAACGACGAUGAUCAUCACAACGAUGACGAUCAUCACAACGACGAUGAUCAUCACAACGAUGACGAUCAUCACAACGAUGACCAUGGUGAUCAUCACGAGGUUGAUCAUCACAAGGAUGACCAGGACGAUCACCACGACACGAACGAUCACCAUAACGAUGGUCAUGGCAAUGAUAGUCACCAAGAAGAUCACAAGGACGAACAUGACUACAGUCACACUCACUCGCAUCAUCAUAAGAGUCAUGAUAACAAGCAUGACGUACACGACAGUGAUCACCGCAACGAGGGCGACGACGGCUACAGUCACUCUCACGAACACCAUCAUAAUUAA